Molecule: messenger RNA, 1838 nt
Organism: Drosophila biarmipes
Lineage: Eukaryota; Metazoa; Arthropoda; Insecta; Diptera; Drosophilidae
Product: WD repeat-containing protein 74
Exons: 3
Coding region: 101-1363 (420 amino acids)
Biological process (GO): ribosomal large subunit biogenesis
Cellular component (GO): preribosome, large subunit precursor; nucleolus
Molecular function (GO): protein binding
Source: RefSeq, a predicted model, not a curated record
UGCUGCACGUGUAGUGUAUAAUUGUUUUUUUUCUAACACUGUAUAUUCGCUUCGCACACUUGAUUAAAAACUAAAAUUCGGGAUAGAGCAUUCAGUUACAAUGAAGUGGACUACCGCCAAUAUCAAGCACGCAAACUACACUGAAAAGCACGAACUGUUUGUGGGAACACACACUGGCUCCUUUAAAUAUCUGGUGCCUGCUUCUGAAAAGUCGCCACAUGGUCAGAGAAAUUUGGGCGAUCUUGGCACCCUUGGCAAGGACUCUCGGGUCACAUCACUGGCCUUUGGCAACGAAGCCCAGACGGAAAUCCUUCUUGGGCGAGCUAAGACCGAAGUGGAGCUUCACCAUUUUCUCGAUGGUAGGGACUCCAGGCAAACAGUUGUCUUUAACGACGCUCCGAUCGUUGGACUGGCACGGUACAAUGACAAAUUAAUUGCCGGCAUUGGCAAUGGACAGAUACAGAUCCUUAAGAUGCAGGCGGAGGAGAAGUCCGAGGCCGUUGUUAUUGCUACAGGCAACCAUAUGGAUCACCUGCGCCAGUGCGUGCAGGUCAGGAGCAUUGUUGCCACUGGCGGAAAGGAGCGUCAAAACAAUUUAAAGGUGUACGAUCUGAGCUCCGACGGCAAGCAGAUCUUCAGCUCCAAAAACCUGCCCAACGAUUUUCUCCAGUUGGAGGUACCCGUCUGGGACAGCGACAUCGGCUUUGUGGAUGGGCCCAGUGUGCUGGCUACCUGCUCGCGAACCGGCUACGUUCGCCUUUACGAUACGCGCAAGCAGCGUCGUCCAGUCGCAUAUUUUGCUAGCGAGGAACACGGAAUGAGUUUUUCAACUUUAGUGGCCCGGGGAUAUUUUAUUUACACUGGCACCACAAUGGGCGUUUUAAAAGCCUUCGAUACUCGACGCAUGAAAACACAUGUGCACACUUAUAAGGGAUUCACUGGUGGGAUCAGUGAUCUUCAUCUAGAUACCACCGGGCGGUACCUAAGCUCUGCCAGCCUUGACCGAUAUGUUCGCAUCCAUGACGCCGAAUCUACAGUGCUUCUCUACCAAUGUUACGUCAAAUCGAAGGCCACCAAAAUUGUUAUUCGUCAGCUGGAAAGUGAGCGAAAGAUUCAUGAACAGUCUAAUGCUGAUUCAGAUCUAGAUAUCGUUAUUAACGAGAGGCAAAAGAAGAUCAUUAGCGCAACACCAGUAGACAAUGAAUACGAGGCCAUGUUCAAUCAGAUGCCCACUGUUGGCGACAGCGAUGAUGACUUGGAAGGAGCAGAAAUAGCACCUACCAAACAAUCAAAGGACAAGCUGAAACGGAAGUCCGUCUUCCAGUCACAAAGGACAAAAAAAAGAAAAGAUGUUCAAACUUGAAAAACUUAAUUUUAAAAGAAUUAAUAACGUGUUGAGGUUAUUUUAACGUCUUUAUUUAAAAUGGGUCCAGUUGAGCUGAUGGUUUGGUCACCGAGCAGGAGGGAAUAUGUAACUUCGCAAACCCACUAAAUUUGUUAAAGUGAAUCUUUGUAAAUUUCAGCGUUAUUCCAAGAGCUUUUCAAUCCAACAAUGUUACCAACUAUCAUUCUUAUGAUCUUCUCCAAUAUAGUACAUAAUUAGUUCGAGUUUUCUUAAUCUAGUAUUUUAUAGAACCUAGUAUUGUUAGAAUCUAGUAUAUUGUAGUAAAUUUGCUGGGGGUAAGUUAUUAGCAAUGUGAGUUCUGAUGUGCCCUUUAUCACAGCUUUCGGUAGUCACGGAUCACAACGAACAUAGAAUUAAUACAUAUGUAAUGAAAUAACCAAACAUUCCCUGGGUAGAAGCGCUGCAGACCUUCAAUAAAUCUAUAAAAUUGCAA